This is a messenger RNA of Sparassis crispa, 240 nucleotides long. RefSeq lists its product as hypothetical. The record is from RefSeq and is a predicted model, not a curated record. The transcript has a single exon. The coding region runs from base 1 to 240 and encodes 79 amino acids. NCBI's taxonomy places the organism in Eukaryota, Fungi, Basidiomycota, Agaricomycetes, Polyporales, Sparassidaceae.
AUGACGGAACCGCAGUGUGAUCUCGCUCGCCUCCUGGGUCUCGCGCAGCAGGUUGCAGCGACGCUCCCGACGCUGGGAUAUGUUGGAUUUGACUCAUCGCUGGGAUGGAGAGAUGAAAGGCGUGUUCCGCGGUGGUUUUGCGUGGUGUCCCGCGAUGGUGAUAUUCCCCAGCUGGAAUUGCUCUCGCGAGAGCAAGGAGAGGAGCUGGAGCUACGGCUCUCUAGCCUAGAUCGCUCGUGA